AUGGAUCGAGCUCGGCUCGCUGCCUCUGAUGUGUCCGAUUCAGCCAUCGAACUCGAGAAUUGCUUCGCAGUGAGACUCAUCCUAGAAUUCAAGAUUGGACCGAAGAGGUUUCGUAGGUUGACCACAGCGCAUCCCAUCCCAUCCCAUCCCGUCCAUAGCAGCAGGAAAAGGCCUGCCUGCCAAAGGUUGUUCGAGAACCAGCAGCCUGGCUGGCUGAAUGGCUGGCUUGCUGGAGAUCUCACUUGGUGGCGAGGCCUCUGGAUGAGAGGGCGUCGGGAGAUAUUGGGCUAUGGCACGAGACUCAGAACAGUUGGAGAAGGAAGGAAGAGCGAGCGACCACGAAAACAUAGCAGUUAUUAUACAAGGGUGAUCUUGAGUGUGUGUUUGAUGGCUGCUCCCACGGGUAAGAAGAGCGUGAUUAGGCCCCUCGGCUCCUACAGCCUGGGAGGCGAACCAAGUGAGCGAAAGUCCGCACCCGUCUCACCAACCACCUCCUCGGUACGGGCUCAUGCGCAUCGCAUUGUCGGGGCUCGCAGCUCGCAGCUCCCCGAGUCGGUCUCCAUGGAGCCUAGUCCCCUCACUAUAAUGACAGCACACAUGCUAGGAGGAUUCAUCUGCAGCCUCGUGGGAAGCUACGGAUCCAUUUGCACCUCUUUUCUUUUCACGCUUCGAAUGCUUCAUUCGUACAAAAUCUUGCCCCUGAGACCAAGAACGGCAUCAGAGUUUGUGGAGCACGUUCGGGCCAACUUUGCCCAAGAGUCGGAGCUUGCAGCUGCAGAAGCGAAUGAGACCCGGGCUCUUCGUGCAGCACUUUUCAGACAUCCAUGCUCCAGUUUUUCCUCCACGUCAGAAGAAUGA
Marchantia polymorpha subsp. ruderalis is the source of this 858-nucleotide messenger RNA. The record is from the annotation of a GenBank genome assembly. Lineage: Eukaryota; Viridiplantae; Streptophyta; Marchantiopsida; Marchantiales; Marchantiaceae.